This is a messenger RNA of Coregonus clupeaformis (lake whitefish), 1562 nucleotides long. It is a transcript of the gene tmem8b, whose product is annotated as transmembrane protein 8B. The record is from RefSeq and is a predicted model, not a curated record. Lineage: Eukaryota; Metazoa; Chordata; Actinopteri; Salmoniformes; Salmonidae. Gene Ontology annotation, cellular component: plasma membrane. Bases 87 to 1562 code for a protein of 491 amino acids. The transcript has 8 exons.
GCUCCAAAUCCAGCGCCUCUAAGGGUUCCAGUUCCUCCUCUGGCCCCAGCGCUAACCUCAACCUGCCCCAGUCCUUUGGCAGUGCCAUGGGCUUCUCUCUCUCUGAGACGCUCCCCUCCACCCCUGCUGGACUCCCCAGUUUCGCCCAGAACUCCUCUGUGUCUGACCCCGCUGGCCCCCUUCUCCCCCCCCAGGACAGUAUAACCCACAUGGCUCCCAGCUCCGACCCCAACAGAUGCUGGCCCAUCCGGCCCACCCUGAGGAACGAGCUGGACACCUUCUCCGUCCACUUCUACAUCUUCUUUGGUCCGAACAUCUCUGUUCCUCCGGACAGGGCUGCUGUGUUCGCCAUUAACCUCAUGCCUGUCCUGGACAGUGGGGGAGUCCUCAAUAUGGAGCUCAAACUCAACCUGUCUUCGUUGAGAGGAGAGAACAUCACGGUAUUUGGCUGUCUGAACCACGGCAUGCCCCUGUCCCUGAGAGACAACUCCUCUGUCAAAUGUGAAUCAGAUUCAGUAUCAGGUUUCCUGUUGUCAGUAAACUCCAGCUCCAACGUCACUAAAUUGAGGAUCCCCUACCCCCAGACGGGCACCUGGUACCUCAGCCUGAGAUCCCUCUGUGCCACCGAACAUGGGUUUGAGCCAUGCUCUAACAUGACAGCGGAGGUGUACCUGCGCUCCUAUCUGACCCCUUGCGUCAACGACUGUGGGACCUACGGACAGUGCAAACUGCUGCGCACUAACAACUACCUGUACGCUGCCUGCGAGUGCAAAGCAGGCUGGGACGGAUGGGGCUGUACAGACCCCUCGGAGGCGUAUUCCUAUAGUUUCCAGCUCCUGUCCACCUUGCUGCUCUGCCUCAGUAACCUGAUGUUUGUUCCUCCUGUGGUGAUCGCUGUCCGCAGCCAUUACCUACUGGAGGCCUCCGUAUACAUCUUCACCAUGUUCUUUUCUACUUUCUACCAUGCGUGUGACCAGCCGGGUAUCGUGGUGUUCUGUAUCAUGGAAUACGAUGUUCUCCAGUUCUGUGACUUUCUGGGUUCCCUCAUGUCUGUCUGGGUCACCGUCAUCUCUAUGGCCCGGCUCAAGUCUAUCAUCAAACAGGUGCUGUACCUGCUCGGGGCCAUGUCUCUCUCCAUGGCUCUCCAGUUGGACCGUCACGGCCUGUGGAACCUCCUGGGACCCUCUCUCUUUGCCCUGGGCAUCAUGGCUGUAGCCUGGACGGUGCGUACAGUGCGACGGCGGCGCUGUUACCCUCCAACCUGGAAGCGCUGGGUGUUCUUUCUGUUCCCGGGGACGAUGAUCGCCGUUUCAGCCGUGGCGCUCUAUGCCUUCGUUGAGACAGAGGACAACUACUUCUACAUACACUCUAUCUGGCACAUGUUGAUCGCAGGCAGCGUGGGCUUCCUGCUCCCGCCCCGCGCCAAGUCCCACGCCAAGGUCACGCCUCUGAAACGUCGGAGGGGGUGUGGCUACCAGCUGUGCGUCAACGAGCAUGAGGAGAUGGGAUUGGUGGAUCCGGUCCCUGCCAUAGUCGCUAUCAAUAGUAUUAGUAUCAGCUGA